GCUGUCCGUGGUGCUGAAUGCACAGCGGCAGCGCUGCCCUGAAGAGGAUGCUCCCAGCCCAGACCACAGAUCGAGGAGGCAGCAGCAGCUCUACAGUCUCCUGCCUUCAGUCAGUGGAGUCAGUACAGUCAGUAGUAUGUAGUCGUGGCGGCGGACCGAAACUAAAAGCCCCUCGUCUCUGUAAGUGAGUAAAUUCAGACAGCAAACCCGGGCUGAAGUCACGAGAGGAGCGCUCUGUGUGUGUAGUCGGUGAUCGGCGGAGCUCUCAGUGUUUCAGUCCUCCAGAGGAAAAGUGUUGAUCCCAAGGACGUUCACCACUAAAAGCUUGAGAAACGAAAAACGGGGAAAAAACGUGAUGAAUGCGAUCAGAGAUUAUUUUCCUCUCCUUCUUGUUCUGGUGGCGGUCGUGACGGACAUGGGCGCUAAAGCAGCCUCUGCCUCUGAAAAUGGUCUAUCUAUCACCCCGGGGGGGCCUCCAGAGAGCGGGGCCAGCCUGUACCCCACCACCCAGGACACAGGCAGGAGGCUCCCCAUGGUCACUACUGCCCCACCUGUCAACAUCCCGAACCACCACCCCCUCUACAGGAAUCCCCCCCAACACCGAGCCCUGCUUGGCCCUCACGGUCAGCUAAAUUACUUUGAAGACAGUGGAGGAUCCAGCUCACACCCCAGCUCUCAUCCCACCUUCUCCACCCUGCCAUCCAGGACUCCACUGGAUAACGGUGAUAAAAGAGCUUCAGAUGAGAUCGCUGUAAGCUCCAACAUGCUAACAACCCUUGUAACGCACACAUUAGUAGCCACUUCUCACUCCAACACCCCCGUUCCAGUCACCAGUGUGAUUUUAAAGGAUCCAGAACAUGCUCCAAUCAUCCCCUCUGCUGAUAUUGCUGCAAGGAAGAAAUAUGAAGUGAGGUCAGAUCAGCCUGGACUGAAGCAGAAUGCGAGGCUCGGCAGUGAUGAAGAGGAGACAACCACCUCCACCAUUACCACCACCACCAUCAUCACCACCAUACAGAGUCCAGUUCCCUGCCAGCUGAACCUGACUGAGCCAGAAGGAUACAUAGAGGCUCCACCACAGUCCAGCUCUGCUUUUCACUCCACUAUGGACUGCAGCUACAUUAUCACUGUCUAUAUGAGCUUUGGAGUGGAGGUCCAGGUGAUGAAUGUGAAUCUAUCUGAGGGAGACAAGGUGGUGUUUGAAGAUGUGGGACACAGGGAGAACACCAUGUUGGCCAAUGAGUCCAUUUUGAUAAGGGGGUUGGUAGUACGAAGCCACAGCAAUCAGAUCUCUAUCCGCUUCCACAGCCAGAGGUCUCAGUUUGGAUCAGUCCUGCUAAGAUACCAAGCCUUUGUGUUGAGCUGUGUUUUCCCCCAACGGCCUCUCAACGGUGAUGUAUCAGUGAGCAGUCUUCAUUCUGGAGGGGAGGCUUUCUUCUCCUGUCUGAAUGGCUACCAGCUGCAAGGCCCCAGUGUGCUGACCUGCCGCAAUGCUAGCACUCCCUACUGGAGUGGCAAGGAACCACACUGCCUAGCUGCCUGUGGUGGUUUGAUCAGGAACGUCACAGUCGGUCGGAUCGUCUCUCCUGGUUUUCCCAGCAACUACAGCAACAACUUGACCUGCCACUGGCUGCUGGAGGCCCCUGUGGGCCAGAGGUUGCACAUCCACUUUGAGAAGGUGGCGCUCACUGAGGAUGAUGAUCGGCUGCUGAUCAAGAAUGGUAACAGCAUAGAUGCAGCUGCCCUGUAUGAUUCAUAUGAGGUGGAGUAUCUGCCCAAUGAAGGUCUACUCAGCACAUCCAGGCAUCUUUUCAUUGAGCUGACUACAGACACUACAGGCACAUCCACUGGCAUUGCCAUUAGGUACCAAGCCUUUGCAGCGGGCCACUGCUACGAACCCUUCGUGAAGUAUGGUAACCUGACCAGUAGCGACAACACUUGGGCAGUGGGAGCUGUGGUGGAGUUUGCCUGUGACCCUGGCUAUACUCUGGAACAGGGAUCUAUCACCAUUGAAUGCAUGGACCCUAACAAUCCCCAGUGGAAUGAGACCGAGCCUGCCUGCAGAGCUGUGUGUAGUGGCGAGAUCACAGAUUCAGCUGGAGUGGUGCUGUCGCCUAACUGGCCUGAAGCCUACGAUAAAGGCCAGGACUGUAUCUGGGGAGUCCACGUUGAGGAAGACAAGAGGAUCAUGCUGGACAUUCAAGUGUUGAACAUUGGGAAGAAUGACCUGUUGACCUUUUAUGAUGGCGAUGACCUUACAGCUAAAGUUCUGGGUCAGUAUGGAGGAUCAAAGUCCCGAUUUAAGCUCUACACCUCCACCGCAGAUGUCACCAUCCAGUUCCAGUCUGACCCGGCCACCAAUGUCUAUGGCUACGGCAACGGCUUCAUAGUGCACUUCUUUGAAGUAGCUCGUAAUGACACCUGCCCCGAGCUUCCAGAGAUCUCUAACGGCUGGAAGAGUACAUCUCACCCCGAGCUGGUUCAGGGCACCGUGGUGACCUACCAGUGUUAUCCUGGUUAUCAGGUGGCGGGCGCCGAGCUGCUCAUGUGCCAAUGGGACCUCACCUGGAGCAGCGACCUACCAAGCUGUGAGAGAGUGGUGUCUUGCGCUGACCCUGGAAAGGUGGAGCACAGCAGGCGGGUGCUGUCAGGUCCCCAUUUCACUGUGGGUUCAACCAUCCAGUACAUCUGCAACAAGGGCUUCAUUCUGUCUGGAAACAGCCUGCUCACCUGCUUCAACCGAGGCUCCUCAGGCCCCAAGUGGAACCAGAAGCUGCCUAGAUGCCUGCCUGAGACCUUUGAGCCCUGCAGUCACCCAGGAACCCCCACCUAUGGGAUCCCCAGCUCCAACAAGCUCCAUUUCCAGGCUGGAGAGACCCUCCACUACUCCUGCCUGAGCGGCCACCAGCUGCUGGGUGAGCCUGUUCUCCACUGUGUCCCUGGACACCCAUCCCAGUGGAGUGGGCUGCCACCUGUCUGCAAAGCCCACCCGGCAGAAUAUGAUGAGCACAAAUUAGAUGUGUCUACUGCAGACCUAAGAAUGGAGGGGGUAGUAGCAUUUGCUGUCUUCAUCCCCAUCAUCCUCCUCCUCAUCCUCAUCAUUGGGAUCUACCUCUACUUCUCAAAGGUUCAGAGGAAGUCACUACGGCUCUCCCUGUCCUCCAACUUACCAUAUGAAAACAUCACUGAAGAAUCUACGUUUGACAACUCCAUUUAUGAGACAACGAACAAUGAGGAAACAAGAGAAUACGAGGUUUCGAUCUGAAGACGCCAGUGUGUGUGCUUCAGUAUGGACAAAUAAUAAGCCUGCUGGCCUUUUCAACGUCUGUCACACUCACACCUUUGGUGACUCCCUUGACACCUCCACCCUGUUCUCUGUACACUGAAUAUGAGCCUCCCUUUAUUUAACCAACAGAGGACACCACACCACCCCUGGAAAGGCUGGGCCACCGGAUUAUUUUUCUAGCUCUUCAACAGUAUCGGUGCAGCAGCAGCAGUUUGUACAGUUUUUAAUCCUGUGCUCACAUCCUGAGGACUUUCAGUGCAAAGUACCAUCUCAGAAAGCAGAGGGAAUCAAUGCGAAGCUAGUGCCAUUAAGUGCAUAUAACCACAGAUGUUAUGUCUUGUUAUGUACAUUAUAUGCUAUAUGUCUUCUGCCACCAUUUAAAGAACAAUGCUUAUGGAUUUAUGGGAUGUCUAUUAAUAGUAAGAUCUUACAAUUGAAAGUCACAGAAAAACAGCAACAUUUGCUUUUAUCAGAGUAUGACCAAAAAUGUUGCUCUUUGAAUUGACGCAACCUUCUGAGAUCAGAAAUCAGAAUGUGCCUUAAAUAAAAGGCCCUUGAAGGAAUAUCUUUCGUUCUGAGAGUGAGAUGAGAAGAUUGCUAUUAUUCUCAUGUCUGUGUGUUAAGUAUGCAGCUGUACUUGGUUAGCCUAGCUUCCCCCUAGCUGGGGGAAAGAGUGGGUCAAUGCUAUUACAGCGCACAAGUUCAUUUACACAAAAUUGUAUCCUACAGAUGACUAAAGCCUGUUUCUAACUGACACUUGGGAAAACUGGCCUCUUAAUGCACAGUACAGAUUCGAUAAUGAAUAAAAGAAACAUUAAUUCACAAACACAAUCAGGAGACGGUUAAAGUUUUAUGUUCACAUCAAAAGUAUCCGUAGUAGACUACAUGUAUCAAACACAUGACUUACAAACUCCGUUGUAUAUGUCAGCAUACACAAAUUAUUUCCAUACUUCCUUAUUGUUUAAAACCAAGGCCAAAUGUUUAUUAUACAACAUGAUCUAAAACUCAGUACCAGAGCUGCAGAGGAUAAACAAUCACAGUCUCAUCUAUUCAGGUAACCUGGCCCUGACUUUUCUGCGUGUAAACAACCGCAACUAAACAACUACUGUACUUCAGUGGACUGACUAACACACGCAGCUACAUAAGGCCAGGAAGGCACAAUAAGCCAUAUAACCACAUCAAAAAUUGCACACAUAGCUACAUGGGCAGUUCAGUCAACAGUAAAGAGAGAGAGAGAGAGAGAAGGGGUGUGCAUUUCACUCACUCUACUUGAAGAGGAAGGCCAUUCUCCUGUCUUUCAUGGUGGCGAAGUGGUCAAUAACCAUCUUGCAGAAUUACCCAUUGGCCUUUAGGUCCUCCACAACAGCAGAGUAAAUGGAUAUUUUGGCUAGGUUGACAAGUCUGUCCUGUCCACACGUGUUCCUCAGAGUACCAGCUCUCCUGGUGGCUUGUGAAACAACUUGGUGUACAGCGUAAGUAGCUCAUUCCUUAACUGCUGCUCAUCAAAGAAUGGAUAUAUCUUGAUCAGCUGAGACAACUCACUGCUGGUAAAUGCAGCAGGCUUGCAGAAACAAUCAGAACAGAACAAUCUGGAAGUAAAGAUGUCGGAAAGAUACAACCCAAUUCAAUUCAAUUAUAUUUAUAUAGCGCCAAUUCAUAACAGAAGUUAUCUCAUUGCACUUUUCCUAUAGAGCAGGUCUAGACCGUACUCUUUAUAAUAUUAUUUACAGAGACCCAACA
Molecule: messenger RNA, 5023 nt
Organism: Siniperca chuatsi (mandarin fish)
Lineage: Eukaryota; Metazoa; Chordata; Actinopteri; Centrarchiformes; Sinipercidae
Gene: sez6b
Product: seizure related 6 homolog b
Exons: 18
Coding region: 356-3262 (968 amino acids)
Biological process (GO): synapse maturation; regulation of dendrite development
Cellular component (GO): neuronal cell body; dendritic shaft; dendritic spine
Source: RefSeq, a predicted model, not a curated record